GUGAUUACUACACUAGGCCAUAAAAGGGCAAGCCAGCCUCCCUGUUAAUUAGGUCUUUUACUACACCCAGACGGUUUAUAAAGAGCACUGCCUAGGAGAGGACAGUCACAUCAUAUCCACUCAACAGAUAACUUUACACUGGGAUCCUAUGAGAAUUCCUUUAGUCAGAGCAACAGAGGACACACGGGUUCUGAGAAUGCCACAUUUAUCUGAUUGUAGCUACUACAUGAUGCGAGACGGAGCCGAAGUUGCCAGCGUUCAGAACCACCUGGAGAACUCCAAGUACCACCUUCCCCAAUCCCAGGCACAGCAGGUCAAACAGUACCUGACCUUAGGCACCAAGCUUGCCGGCCAGGCCCCCCAACACCCAGGCCAGGCCCUGGGCACAAUGCCUGUCAUGCGCAACGGCCAUAUGACACCUGUCAGUGACAGCAGCACACCUGGCAGCCCGGUCACCCUGUUCACCCUUGCCAACAGUCAUGAUGCUGAAUUUGCAGUGAACGAAGUUAUUGAUGAUCUGAUUGGCUUUGAAUCUGCUUUCAAUGAAGGGAGCUUGGAGUGUAUGGAGCCUAGCAUUAUAAUGCAAAAUAAUGUGGCCAUGAACAGCGGCAUCCUGGAUGCCUAUGGCGGUGACCAAGGUAUGACUGCCUCUCAUGGUGGACUGACACCCCUCUCUUGCCCCACAAAGCUCACUGUUAAAAUGGAAGUCACAGAACAUGACACCAGAGUCUUAGCAAAAGAGAGACAGAAGAAAGACAAUCACAAUCUCAUUGAAAGAAGGCGACGAUACAACAUCAACUACAGAAUCAAAGAACUUGGAACUCUGAUACCCAAGUCGAAUGAUCCUGAUAUGCGCUGGAACAAAGGGACCAUCCUCAAGGCCUCAGUGGAGUACAUUAAGUGGCUACAAAAAGAGCAGCAACAUGCACGAGAGCUGGAGAGCCGCCAGAAAAAGCUGGAGCAGACUAACAGGAGAUUGGUGCUCAGGAUUCAGGAGUUAGAGAUCCAAGCUCGUGCCCAUGGUCUGCCCAGCAAUCUGGGAGCAGCAGAGAUUUCAUCUCACCUCAUCAAAAGGCAGGCACUUCCAGUACCUCCUGCCAUUACUCCUGGACCACAAACGUCUCUUUACCAACAGGAUGAGCUUAACAGCACCGAGUACAUGCAGAGAAACUCCUUGUCUGUGCUCCAUGCUGGAAAUGAAGGCAACAGUAGCUCUUCUGGUGAUCACGCAGACACCACGUCGACGACAUUCUCGGACCCGCUGUCACACUUCACGGACUUCUUUAGUGCUACUCUGAAGGAGGAGCAGAGGCUGGAUGAGCUUCUCAUGGAAGAAGCUCUGUCUCCGUUCGGAACCGACCCUCUGCUUUCAGCCACUUCGCCCAAUGCUUCUAAGGGAAGCAGCCGCAGGAGCAGCUUUAGCACAGAUGACAACGAUGACCUUUGACCACUGUUUUAAUACAUUUCUGGACCUGGCAUAUGAGACUGACCUCCAGCUUUUUGGCUUGACCCAGGGACACAUCAUCUUUGUCUCCUGGAAAGCCAGAAAUAUCAAAAAGGGGCGAUGAACUGAUUUUCUGAACCUGCUGUAUAGACUUCUGUGUCUGAUGGAUGGCUUUUACUGUGGAUGCUUAUAACACUGACUACACAUAUCACAAGACUAUUAAAACUGUAUGUUUCUGAAGUAUAACAUAAUGGCAUUGUUCAUAAGGACCACUAAAGGAAAAAGUGAAGAGAAAGAUGGAGAGAAGAAACAUUUUUUCACCCUCCUCUACUAUGCUUUAUCUAAAACAGGGUUAGCUUUAUAAACAUAUAUAAGAGGAAGCAUUGUCAAUGUAGUAUAAUAGCAAUAAAACUAACAUGUCUUUUUGUUUCUAAAGUAUUUUUAAAGCAAAAUAUCACUUUGUGUAUUUAUAUAUCCUAAUCCUUUUAUUGUUGGACAAUCUAACAACUUUCCAUUUUUUAUAUCGUUGGAGUGGGGAAAAUACAUUAAACCCCUUUUUGAUAA
Silurus meridionalis is the source of this 2008-nucleotide messenger RNA. RefSeq names its product transcription factor EC (gene tfec). Gene Ontology annotation, biological process: regulation of transcription by RNA polymerase II. The record is from RefSeq and is a predicted model, not a curated record. NCBI's taxonomy places the organism in Eukaryota, Metazoa, Chordata, Actinopteri, Siluriformes, Siluridae. Bases 149 to 1447 code for a protein of 432 amino acids. Gene Ontology annotation, molecular function: protein dimerization activity; RNA polymerase II cis-regulatory region sequence-specific DNA binding; DNA-binding transcription factor activity, RNA polymerase II-specific. The transcript is spliced from 8 exons. Gene Ontology annotation, cellular component: nucleus.